Scedosporium apiospermum is the source of this 2343-nucleotide messenger RNA. RefSeq lists its product as uncharacterized. Bases 1 to 2343 code for a protein of 780 amino acids. The record is from RefSeq and is a predicted model, not a curated record. The transcript has 6 exons. Gene Ontology annotation, biological process: regulation of DNA-templated transcription; DNA-templated transcription. NCBI's taxonomy places the organism in Eukaryota, Fungi, Ascomycota, Sordariomycetes, Microascales, Microascaceae. Gene Ontology annotation, molecular function: zinc ion binding; DNA binding; DNA-binding transcription factor activity, RNA polymerase II-specific.
AUGGGGAGUGACGAAAGUGGAGCACUUCCAAUUCACAACGGCGAACCAGACCCCGACGCCGACAACCCCCAGGUCGAGCAGCGCCCAGCAAAGCGAGCCAAACUUACCAGCGCCUCGUUUACACGGAGGAAAAGGGCGGUGGCUGCAUGCCAGUUCUGCAGGUUGCGCAAAACCAAAUGCGACACCGUCAAGCCCGUGUGUGGGUUUUGUAGGUACCACAACGCCAAGUGCGUCUACGUCGACCCAGACGAGGAUGCCAGUGUGCAGGAUGAGUCCACGUAUCGACACGAGGAGAUUUUGAAGAGGUUCGACGAGCUCAAGAGUUUGCUGCAAGCUACAUCGAGUCAGCUAGCCACCGCUGGCUCUGUUGCUACUGCUACUGCUACUGCUACUCCCCCAGCUGCUACUACGGCUGCUGCUACUCUAAGCCAGUCCCCUCAGGCGCAUGCUACGCCGGCUGCUGCGUCCGACUCUGAUACAAUUACCUCCCAGCUCCCAAACCAAGCCUCACUCCCUUCCUACAGCCUGUGCUAUACCGCGACGAAAUGCGAAUCCCUCCUCCGGUGGCCCAUGUUUGAAGGCAUCAUCUCCGACAGAGAUGCCCAGAUUCACUCAUUUGUCCUUUCACCACAGGAUUCUGUUGACAUAAACCACACAUCUCCGCUGCCUCAGACACCCAGUUUUGGUCUGCAACCAAUAUCCGUAGGCGAUGGAGUCUAUCUCAAGCCGGCCGUGCAGGAAGAGGCGCUGGUGCCCCUGUGCCAUAAGUUUCUAGCUCACGUGCACCCCAGAAACCCCAUCCUCGAGCCCGAGGAGCUUCUGGCUUACGCAAAGGCCGCAGCCGAGAAUGGCCUAGGUUGGGAUGGCCCGACUUGUCUUGUCCUGCUCGCCUGCGCAUUGGCCUGCUAUACCCAACCAUGGACCCCGCCUAUGGACACAGAACUCACGCCUAGUGGGCCCGACUCCGACUUCUCCAACGUGUCUAGAAGCAUAGAGUAUGGCCCCGCAGCGGAGGCGUACUAUCUCGGUGCCAAAAAGCGUAUGGGUCUGUUGGAGACAUCUCUGGUGGACAUGCAGUGCCUCUUCUUCGCCUGCAUAUACGAAAAAUACCGACUACGCCCCGUCCAAGCCUGGAUGUAUCUGCAGCGGGCCGCCGCUUGCUUGCACAUCUUCCAGCUGAGUCGUGAUGCUACGAGUGUGGAUGUGGCUGGUUCUGUGGCUACGCCGAGGCCGACCGGCCACCACCACCUUGUACAGCGUUUGUUUUGGUCUGUAUUCAAGGCAGAGAGUGAACUCGCUCCCGAACUGGGCCUAAAACCCAACAUCCCUAUGGGAUUUGACUACCCAGACGCCCUGCCCUCCCCUCCGGCAUCCCUAACCCUAUCCCAAAAUGACGAGGGAAUAGGAUCCUCACGACGAGUCGACAUCCUAGAGCGUGCCGAGGAAGAACGAAGCUGGUACUUUUACCUUGCCGAAAUCUCCCUUAGGCGGACAAUAGACGGCAUUAUAUCGCUUUUCUACGGCCCAGGAGAAGAGUACUGGAUGAAGCACAUCAGCCUGUUGGUGCGGCAAUUCUACGAGUCCGAAAAGCAGAUCUCCCUAUGGUACUCUCACCUCCCGUCCUCCCUCAAAUUCGACGCCAUAAAACACCCCUCCAACGAACUUGCCUUCUACCUCCAGGGUCGCUUCCGAGAUUGGCGCGAAUGCAUCUCUAGACCCCUCCUUUACUACUACCUCCACCACCCCGCCGACCGGCCCCCAACACCUCAAGUCAUCAACAUCGCGCAGCAAGAGGUGUCCCUGUGCACCGAGAUCAUCCGGUGGGGGGUGCAUCACCACCGCCACGGCGGCACGUGGUUCAUCUGUCGCACGUCCUUUCGCUCGGCCAUGCUCAUCCUUGCCGUCGUCAUUAAGGACGGCGAGGUGCGGCCGCCGGCGAAUUGGUGGGAUUUGGUCAAGUUGUCCGUCGCGACGUUGGAGAAGUGGAGUGUGGGGGCGCGCGAUUUGAGUCGGAUGAAAGGGGUUCUGGAAAGGUUGCUGGAUGUGGUUUGUGAGAGAGAGAAUUUGCUUGCUGCUCGUACCGUCCAAUCGUACGGAUUCUGCUACCAUUUUUCGUCGGCACCAGCAGUAAAGGGCAUAGGAAACCUGAAUUCUUGCCUUCGCUUGUCAGGAGAGGAGAGCUAUACCGUCUCGUCCCCCAGGCCAAUUGCCGCCGACCAAAUAAGGGCAAUCACCGAUUAUGCGGUUGUGAACAGCGGCAAUGUCUUGCGCUCGCGUCUCUCAGUUCAUCUCAUCCUUCAAUCCUUCCUCUCCUCAGCAUCGUUCUCCCUUGACGUCUCCUAA